GUCCAAAGCGAUGAGGCCUUCAAAAUCAACCACUUUCCUCUUCCUCUUCGCUCUCAUUCUCCUCUCCCCAUCGGUCUUCGGCGAAGACAUUGUAACUGACAGUGCGUUGCUGAAUCAUAUUUGCAUCAGUUUCGACAACUACACAGCCAACAGCUCCUACGCUUCCAAUUUGAACCAAGCCUUCGCCCAAUUAGCCUCCAACGCCCCUCCUUCCGGCUACGCCCAAGCCACCAUCGGCAAAGACCCACAAACCCAAGUCAACGGGCUCGGUCUCUGCCGCGGCGAUGUGUCGCCUGCUGAUUGCAAGAAUUGCAUCGUCACGGGCGCCGACGAGCUAAAAGUUCGAUGCCCACUAAGCAAAGGAGCUGCAAUAUGGUUCGAUUAUUGUCUGUUGAAGUACUCGAACGCCCAAUUCUUUGGGAGGAUUGAUAAUAGGAACAAGUUUUCUUUGGUGAAUGUUGAAAGUGUGGAGAGUAAUGUGACGGUGUUUAAUGAAGAAGUUAUGGGUUUGCUGUCGGAUUUGGUUAGGAAAGUUGGAGGAACUCCUAAGCUUUAUGUGAUUGGAGACAGGGAAAUUGAGGGGAUUAAGAAAAAGUUGUAUGGUUUGGUUCAAUGUUCGAGGGAUUUGUCUGUUGCUGCUUGUAAGAAGUGUCUUCGUGAUGCUGUUGGGGAGCUUUCGAGGUGUUGUGAUGGUAGGAUUGGUGGAAGAGUUGUUGGAGGGAGCUGUAAUUUUAGAUAUGAACUUUAUCCUAUUGUUGAUGACCAGAAAUAAAUGGUGUAUUAUGAAAGAAUAAAGUUACUAUAUAGUUUGUAACGUUGUAUUGGAAUGACGACGAGAGUUAUUAGCUCGAAAGUCGUUUGGUUUAAGCUAUAUUUUGUGUACUCGGUAUGAUUGUCUCUCUUAUAUGUCUAACCGUGCAAGUUUAGAAAAGGAAGUUGAAUUGAUGAACAAGUGAAUUGAGGUUAGCGUCUGCA
Cucurbita moschata (crookneck pumpkin) is the source of this 975-nucleotide messenger RNA. RefSeq names its product cysteine-rich repeat secretory protein 38-like. The transcript has a single exon. The record is from RefSeq and is a predicted model, not a curated record. NCBI's taxonomy places the organism in Eukaryota, Viridiplantae, Streptophyta, Magnoliopsida, Cucurbitales, Cucurbitaceae. The coding region runs from base 11 to 772 and encodes 253 amino acids.